Tachyglossus aculeatus (Australian echidna) is the source of this 2915-nucleotide messenger RNA. It is a transcript of the gene UST, whose product is annotated as uronyl 2-sulfotransferase. The transcript is spliced from 8 exons. Gene Ontology annotation, molecular function: sulfotransferase activity. Bases 91 to 1260 code for a protein of 389 amino acids. NCBI's taxonomy places the organism in Eukaryota, Metazoa, Chordata, Mammalia, Monotremata, Tachyglossidae. The record is from RefSeq and is a predicted model, not a curated record. Gene Ontology annotation, cellular component: membrane.
CGGACCGGCUCCCCUCCGGCGCCCCUUGUCUGGCCGCGGGCGAAUGGGCCACCUCCCCCUGGGCGGGCCGGGCCCAGGGAGCCGGGGGCGAUGAAGAAGCAGAAGCAGGGCGAGGGCAGGCGGGACUCCCGGGUCCAGGGGUGGAGCCCGCUCCCCGCCCUGCGCUGCUCCCUGCGGGACUACGGCUUCUGCCUGGGCACCCUGCUCCUCUUCUGCCUGGGGUCCCUCUUCUACCAGCUCAACGGAGGACCCCCGAGCUUCCUGCUGGACCUGAGACCCUAUCUGGGCAAUUCCACUUAUUUGGAUGACCAUGGGCCACCCCCUAGCAAGGUACUUCCUUUCCCAAGCCAAGUGGUAUACAACAGAGUGGGGAAGUGUGGCAGUCGAACCGUCGUCUUGCUUCUGAGGAUCUUGUCAGAGAAGCAUGGUUUCAACUUAGUCACAUCAGACAUUCAUAACAAAACCAGACUGACCAAAAAUGAGCAAAUGGAACUGAUUAAAAACAUAAGUACUGCAGAGCAGCCCUAUUUAUUCACUCGACAUGUUCAUUUCCUCAACUUUUCUAGGUUUGGAGGAGAUCAACCCGUGUACAUCAACAUUAUUCGAGACCCAGUCAAUCGAUUUUUAUCCAACUAUUUUUUCCGGCGUUUUGGCGACUGGAGAGGGGAACAGAAUCACAUGAUCCGGACCCCAAGCAUGAGGCAAGAGGAGAGAUAUCUAGACAUCAAUGAGUGUAUUCUUGAAAAUUACCCUGAAUGUUCCAAUCCCAGAUUGUUUUACAUCAUACCGUAUUUUUGUGGACAACAUCCCCGAUGCAGGGAGCCUGGGGAGUGGGCUCUUGAAAGAGCAAAAUUAAACGUGAAUGAAAAUUUCCUACUUGUGGGGAUCCUCGAAGAGUUGGAAGAUGUGCUGCUUUUACUAGAAAGAUUUUUACCUCAUUAUUUCAAGGAUGUGCUCAGUAUCUACAAAAACCCAGAACAUAGGAAACUUGGAAACAUGACUGUGACAGUGAAAAAGACUGUCCCUUCUCCAGAGGCCAUACAGAUCCUCUACCAGCGUAUGCGAUAUGAAUAUGAAUUCUACUACUUCGUCAAGGAGCAGUUCCAUCUGCUGAAACGCAAGUUUGGACUUAAGUCUCACGUCAACCGGCCACCUCUGAGGCCAGAAUUCUUUAUUCCUACUCCACUGGAAACUGAGGAGCCAAUAGAUGAUGAGGAGCAAGAUGAUGAGAAGUGGUUAGAGGAUAUCUACAAGAGGUGAUACAGACCCUUGUGCCCUCCUCCAAUAGCCUCUUCCGCCUCUGACAGAUUUUCUUUAAAGAGAUCCUUUAUGGGACUGAAUUAAUGCGCCAUAGCAUUGAACAGAACAAAGCAUUCCCACAUGUUGGGGUGACUGGGAGAUACCCGGUUUUGCGGGUUUUAUUUGUUUAAUUUUAUUGAGCGGGUUAGUUUGUUUAUGAUUUUUUCUGCUCCCUCACAAGGAUAGAUUAGAUGGCUCCAUCUCAUGGGCAGGGAACACGUCUGCUAAGUCUGUUAUAUGGUGUUCUCCCAAGCGCUUAGUAGAGUGCUUUGCACAUAGCUGACCAUAAAAUUCCAUCCUGGAAAGGAGCAUCUUACCCACACUCUCUUCUCCCCAAAACGCAUGGGAGUCCUAGCAUUCUGUGCAAGCUGGAUUUUCAGGCCCAUCUCCCUUGACCCAUGCCCUACAACAUUGGAGCAUUGGUCCGCCUGAGCCCAAAUUUUAAAACAAACGGCCUGAGCAGCCAAGCAGACACUUAAAGGAUACCCAGCCCUUAUAGAUGUCUGAAAGGUUCUGGACAUUUAUUCAACACAAUACUGUGAGCUCAUCAUGGGCAGGGAAUGUGUCUGUUUAUUGUUAUAUUGUACUCUUUCAAGUGCUUAGUUUUGCACAAAGUAAGCGCUCAAUAAAUACAAUUGAAAGAACGAAUGAAAGGAUGGUUCUGAUGGAGCUGGUGGUAGGUCCCUGUUUGAGUUUGGCAAUAUAAUCUAAUGGAAGCUCAAGUGGAAAAUUACACAAAACCAAAAGAUCUAGGUUGUAAUGACAAUUUAGCCUCCUUCCUCCCCAUCCCCUGUGCUUAUUGGUCCCACUCGGGCCAUGUAACCCCAUCCUGGUCCAGCCUGUGUCCCCAGGCUCAGCUCUCAUCCCAUCUAUGGGCCAUCUGGUGCCCAUAAAGAACUCUACCCGGUCAUUGCAAUGAGACCCACACAAAACCUUACCUCAGCACUAACAGCGGCCCCCAGUUCCCACAACAUCCACUCCAACAAAAAUUCGGGUGACUUCUAAUUCAAAAAAACCAACUAAGGAGUGUAAAGAAAUGAAAGAGACUUAGGACAAAACCAGAGCCGCUCUCAUCGGUCACACAUAGACAGUUGAGUUCAUUGUUUUGCCUGGAAGUGGGUCUGCCUUGAAAACUUUGAGAAAUCUUAUUCUACAGCUCUCAGCAGGGAAUUUUAUGAGCAUCUUCAUUUUUGAAAUUAGGCGUGAGGGCCGAAGUUUGUGGAGGGGAACGGCUGCUUUCUAAGCAGUAUUGAUACUUUUGCUGUCAUGAGCUGGAUCGCAUUGCUUGGUCAGUCAUGAAGAAACUGCUCAGGUUCAGACCAUUUCUAAUGGUUGGGUAGCAGGGCCAUCCUUACCUUUGAGUUAGGCAGAGACUGGGCAAGGCAUCCCAGGGAGACCUCGACUCCCCAAGCAACCAGGAUUCUGUGAGGCAGCCACUGCUGGAGGAGGUGUGUGUCUGUAUAGACAUGGCCCUUGUACUAGCAUGCCCUUGGAGGGAUGAGGCACCCUUGGAAAUGGGGACUGGGGACUUUGGAAUCACUUGAGGAGGGACAGGGUAGGGAUAUGGGACAAGUCAUCCAACUCAAAAGGGAGAAAUGCCAACCAGUAGUAGAACU